AUGCUCCGGAGCUCCCGCGACGUCGGGGCUGCGGCGGGGCCAGCCCGCCGGCGCCCGCCCGGGAUCACCUGCUGCGUCCUGCUGCUGCUCAAUUGCUCGGGGGUCCCCGUGUCUCUGGCCUCCUCCUUCUUGACAGGGUCGGUUGCAAAAUGCGAGAAAGAAGGAGAGAUACUGCAAAUCCCCUUCAUCACGGACAACCCCUGCAUAAUGUGUGUGUGCCUGAAUAAAGAAGUGACCUGUAAGAGAGAAAAGUGCCCAGUGCUGGCCCGAGACUGUGCCCUGGCCGUGAAGCAGAGGGGUGCCUGCUGUGAGCACUGCAAAGGUUGCACCUACAGAGGAAAUGUCUAUAACAGCUCCUUCACGUGGCAGAGUCCAGACGAGCCCUGUGUCUUACGCCAGUGCCAGGAAGGCGUUGUCACUGAGUCGGCGGUGCGCUGUGCUGUCCACUGUAAAAACCCCAUGGAGCAUCUGGGAGCCUGCUGCCCCACGUGUCCAGGCUGUGUGUUUGAAGGUGUGCAGUAUGGUGAAGGAGAGGAAUUUCAGCCAGAAGGGAACAAGUGUAUCCGGUGUUCCUGUGUGGGAGGCAGGACACAGUGCGUGAGAGAAGUCUGCCCCAUUCUCUCUUGUCCCCAGCACCUUAGUCACACCCCCCCAGGACAGUGCUGCCCCAAGUGUUUGGGUCAGAGGAAAGUGUUUGAUCUUCCUUCUGGGAGCUGCCUGUUUCGAAGUGAUGUCUAUGACAAUGGAUCCUCAUUUGUCUAUGAUAACUGUACCACAUGCACAUGCAGGGACUCCACUGUGGUAUGUAAGAAGAAAUGUACCCACUCUGGCAGCUGCGCCAGGGGUGAGGAGGCCUGCUGUGAAGAAUGCUUGCUACGAGUGCCCCCGGAAGAUGUAAAAGUGUGCAAGUUCGGCAACAAGAUUUUCCGGGAUGGAGAGAUGUGGUCCUCAGUGAACUGCACCAUCUGCGCUUGCGUGAAAGGCAGGACGGAGUGCCGCAAGAAGCAGUGUGUCCCUGUCAGCAGCUGCCCACAGGGUAAAAUUCUCAACCGAAAAGGCUGCUGUCCCAUUUGCACUGAAAAGCCUGGCGUCUGCACGGUGUUCGGCGAUCCCCACUACAACACUUUUGACGGACGCACAUUUAACUUUCAGGGGACGUGUCAGUACGUGUUGACAAAAGACUGCUCCUCCCCUGCCUCGCCCUUCCAGGUGCUGGUGAAGAACGACGCUCGCCGGACGCGCUCCUUCUCCUGGACCAAGUCGGUGGAGCUGCUGCUGGGCGAGGGCACAGUCAGCCUCCAGCAGCAUCUCACCGUGCGCUGGAACGGCUCGCGCAUCGCGCUCCCCUGCCACACCCCCCACUUCCACAUCGACCUGGACGGCUACCUCCUCAAAGUGACCACCCGAGCAGGUCUGGAAAUAUCCUGGGAUGGGGACAGUUUUGUGGAGGUCAUGGCUGCCCCACACCUCAAGGGCAAGCUGUGUGGUCUCUGUGGUAACUACAAUGGACAUAAGCGUGAUGACCUGAUUGGUGGAGAUGGAAACUUCAAGUUCGAUGUAGAUGACUUUGCUGAGUCCUGGAGGGUAGAGUCUAAUGAGUUCUGUAACAGACCUCAGAGGAAACCCAUGCCGGAGCUGUGUCAAGGGACUGUGAAGGUAAAGCUCCGAGCCCACCGAGAAUGCCAGAAGCUCAAGUCUUGGGAAUUUCAAACCUGCCACUCAGCAGUGGACUAUGCCACUUUCUACCGGUCCUGCUUGACAGACAUGUGUGAAUGUCCUGUCCAUAAGAACUGUUACUGUGAGUCGUUCCUGGCGUAUGCUCGGGCCUGCCAGAGAGAGGGCAUCCGGGUCCACUGGGAGCCUCAGAAGACCUGUGCAGCCACUCAGUGCAAGCACGGUGCUGUGUAUGACACCUGUGGCCCUGGCUGUGUCAAGACCUGUGACAACUGGAAUGAGAUCGGUCCCUGCAGCAAGCCGUGCAUCGCAGGCUGCCACUGCCCAGCCAACCUGGUUCUUCACAAGGGAAGGUGCAUCAAGCCAGUCCUUUGUCCUCAGCGGUGACCUCUGACCCAGGCCUGGAGA
Molecule: messenger RNA, 2082 nt
Organism: Dipodomys spectabilis (banner-tailed kangaroo rat)
Lineage: Eukaryota; Metazoa; Chordata; Mammalia; Rodentia; Heteromyidae
Gene: Bmper
Product: BMP binding endothelial regulator
Exons: 15
Coding region: 1-2061 (686 amino acids)
Molecular function (GO): protein binding
Source: RefSeq, a predicted model, not a curated record